Messenger RNA from Zalophus californianus (California sea lion), 8458 nucleotides. Its product is annotated as basic immunoglobulin-like variable motif-containing protein. Gene Ontology annotation, molecular function: DNA endonuclease activity; single-stranded DNA binding. The record is from RefSeq and is a predicted model, not a curated record. The coding region runs from base 4767 to 8360 and encodes 1197 amino acids. Lineage: Eukaryota; Metazoa; Chordata; Mammalia; Carnivora; Otariidae. Gene Ontology annotation, cellular component: nucleus. Gene Ontology annotation, biological process: nucleotide-excision repair. The transcript has 15 exons.
GGGCACUGAACAUCUUGUGUUACACACAUGACUGGUUUAUACAAGACUGCAUUAAGACAGUAGAAGUUUUAUUAAGUCUACCCUAAAUAGGAACAGAUUUUGUGGUACAAGAUACAUAUGGUACAACAUAACCUUGUAGUUCUCCAGUAAGUAAGCUUGUGUAUGAUUAUGAUGGGUGAUUUCAGAUAUAUAAGCAGAUAAGCACAGAUUACUGUCCUUUUAAAGUUAAGAAUAUGAAAACAUUUCACAAAAUCCAAUAAAUUGCAUAUAAACAGAUCAAACACAAAUUCACUUAAUAGCAUCAUGAUUUGCAAUACUUAAGCAUGAAAUUAUUUAUGACUUAAUCACCAGACAUUUGCUGCAGAUAGUUUUAUUCCUAAACUCAAGAUGUAAGCACCAUCUGCCCUUUUAAACACAAUUGGGCUGUUGAUUUCUAGUUUCCUCUCAUGGUUAAAGCUCAUUUAAAAUUAUUUAGUGAAUCUAGAAUUCUUUUACUUGUAAGCAGUAUCUGCCUGCCUCAUUUGUUUCCUAACUUUCUCAGGAUCCUCAAUAAAGAGGCAAAAGAGAAGACUCAAGAAACUCAUCUUUUCUACUGGUGCAUUGAUUCAGGAUAUUCUUGACUUUUUUGACUUGGUAUCUUACUAUCCAAUGAACCUUGUUUUGGGAUAGAAUAAAAGAACAAGUGGGAUCCAAAGUUUCUACAUCUGAGGUAAUCUGUGAAAUGAGAUCUUCUGAUAUUCGAUUAGCCUCUCAGCGUGGAGUCCUAUGUUGUUAAGAGCAUUAAAGAUGCAUUAGGGAAAUAUCCGUAUUCCCAACUCUGAGCUGCUUUUUUAAAUCUGUACAAUUAGCUGUUUGAUGUGAGUGUUAAAUAGUUCAGAAAGAGUGGAUUUCAUAUAUUUGAGCUCCUCUCUUGAUGUCAAUUUUUCUUCUGCUUCCAACCUAUGACUUGUUCUUUCUUUUCAGGGCUGUUCCAUGACUCAGAUCAGUAACUUGAUUAUUACAAGGUGCUGAAUAUGUUGGUAACCAUAUUGCAAUACACCUCAAGGAGAGGGUUGAUUUUUAUUUUUAAAAUAUUUUCAUUUUCUUCUCUUUUGAAUUUUAUAUCCAUUUAUCCAUUCAGACACGCCUAGCCUACAGAGAGGGAUAUAUAUUAUGAAAUGGUCAUUUUUCUGAAGAGAAUAUUUUGCGUGAAAUGCAAAGGACUGAAAGAGCUUUGUAGGUUGUUGAUUUUGUUACUUCACACUGGAACUUUUAAGAAGUUUUCAUCAAAUAAAGUUUUGUUUUCUACUUUUAAUAAUAUGAAUGUUUUGAACCUUUGUUUUAGGUAGGGAGUACCCUUGGAAUUCUGUUUGAAGUAUGUGACAAUUGUGCCUAAGUAGUGUAUUAUAAGAAAUUGUCUUGUAUCAGACUUUUAUAAUCAAUGAAACAAUAUAUAUUAUGACUAUAAUUUUAGAUUCCUAUAAGACUUUAUAAUAGGAAAUAGAAAAUUUAGUUAUAUUAGCUUGAACCAAACGAAGCUGUCAUUUUUGUAGGUCAAAUAUAGUUGAAUAUCAGCAAUUUCAUAGAGUUCAAUGAAACAUUUCAGAGAAGAGGUGGACAGGAAGAACCAAGAGGAAAGGAGACAAAUGCAACAUAAGGAAUACGGUGACACCUAAGAAAGGAUGAGUUUAUAGAGAUUGCCUAUUGGCCAUAAAUAAUUUUUUUAAGGUUUUAUUUAUUCAUUUGAGAAACAGAGAGAGAGAGAGAGAGAGAGAGAGAGAGAGAGAGCAUGAGCAGGGGGAGGGGGAGAAGCAGGUUCCCCGCCGAGCCAGGAUCCCAAUGUGGGGCUCGAUCCCAGGACCCCGGGAUCACUACCUGAGCUGAAGGCAGACGCCCAACCAUCUGAGCCACCCAGGCGCCCACCAUAAACAAUUUUUACCGAAGUCUUGAUAUAUAUGAUUACUGAAUAACUUGAUAUAUAAGUUCGGCAGUUAUUAAGAGCACAUUAAGGUUUAUAGAGACUAAUUUUCCAAAAACUAUGUGCAAGUGACUGCACGCUUCUCUUUCAAGAUUAGUAACAUUCCUGUCAUAUUUGAUUUCUUGGUCAACUCUUCUUAAGAGUCUUCAUAGAAGCAUUGAAAGUUCAAAUACUGGCUCUGUACUCGCUAGCUGUAUCACCUUGGGCAAGUUAAGAUUAAUGUUUCUGUGCUUGUUUCCUCAUUGGUAAGGUGGCGAUAAUAGCAUAUAUUUUAUAAAAAUGUUUUGAAGAAUAAAUACGUUAAUGCAUGUACAGUGUUUAGAACAGUGCUUUCCAGACAGUGCUUGCUAUUAUUACUCCAAAAGAUGUGUAUACUACUCAGAAUCUUGAGAGCUCUUUAAGCAGCAUCUAAAGGAUGCUAUAAGUCAAACAUACACCCCUUAGUUACUGUUCCUUCCAAAGAAUAUUUUGUAUUCAAGAAAUGUUCUGGUCUCAAAAGCACUUAUAAUACUCAAAGGCCUACAUUGGCUAUUUGUUUUUACCCAGCUCGUAGGCAUAAAAUAAUAUUUAGAUCAAGUCCUGAAGCUGUUCCUCUCCCCGCUACUAUGUUGGCUGUCAUUAGGCCAGGCUGGUGCGGCAGCUACAACACAUCCAAACUUGCCUUCUCCCUGACACGAGAGGGGCUCAGGCAAGUUGCUCUACGAUCCAUCGGUUUGUAUAUCCGCUUUACCCUUGGCAUUUUCUCCCUCAGUCAUUCACUCAGCAAACGAAUUUGAACACCAUUAGCCACUAGGUGUUUCGUAUUAAAUCACUGAUCUCAGAACAACCCCCAGAAGAAGGCGGCGUCUUCAUUUUUUCCAGACUCUCAUUGGUGAAGAACCUUGCUUAGGAUCAUAGGGUGUCUUAGCUGUAACAAAAUACCACAGACCGGGGGGCUUAAAGAGCAGAAAUUUAUUUUCUCACAGUUCUGGAGGCGGGACGUCUGGGGGUGUUGACAGGUUUGGUUUUUACUGAGCCUUUCUCCUUGGCUUACAGAUGGCCACCUUCUCGCUACGUGCUCCCAGGGCCUCUCCUCUGUGCGCACAUCCCUGGUGUCUCUCUGUGUGCCCAAAUUUCCUCUUAUAAAGGACAACAGUCAGUUUGGGUUGGGUUCACCCUCACAGCCUCAUUUUAACUUAAUCGCCUUUAAAAGGCCCUAUCUCCAAAUACAGUCCCAUUCUGAGGUGGUGGGGUUUAGGGCUUCAAAAUAAAUGUUGGAGCUGAACGCACCUGACCCCGUUAACAAGGCGUUAUUAUGCGGCUCAGCCAGGAUUGGGACCAAAGGCUGCCUGACUGGGGAGGAGGUUCUUCCAGGGCGGUGCAAGACCCACCUGACCGCUGGAGGCUAGAGGCUGAGGAGGUCGUUGGGUAGUAUCUGUGGAACACCUGCCAAGUGUCUGGGGUGUGUGUGUGCUGGAGGGGAGGCAAAAAUUGAAGCGGCAAUUUAUAUUAAUCUCUGUAAAAUACAGCUAGGCGCUAUUUCUGGGAAUUACUCCACAGAUGGAGGAAAUGCCAAAAAAAAGCACUUUGUGCAAGGGUUUUGCUAAACAUUAAUUUUUGACAGUUCUGUCAUCAAGGGCUCCUUUGACGAAAUCACCUCAUUUAAAUCAACCUUUCCACUGAGACUGCAUUCCGUUUCAGUCCUUCAAGUCGGCACCAGUGUGUCCGACAAGGGCUAUCACUUAGAAAUGACAAGUGGUCUACACACACCACCUCUGAUCCUAGCCAAAGCAGUCUGCGAAGGCCGGUUUUGUGCCGUUUGCAGAGGAAGAAACAAGCUCCGAACGACGCUGCUCGAACAGCGCCGCGCACUAAGGCGUGGGGGCCUGGCUCCGGCCUGAGGGUUCUAGAACGCCUUCCAAGAGCUACUGGCGGCCAUCGUUUCUCGCCAUUACUGCCCCACAGGCCGUGGAAUCCUAAAUUUAGACGCCAGAGAAAACCAAACGUAAUCUGAAGGGUGAAGCCUUCUAAAAGGUGCCUAACUUAAAAUGAUGGCCUGUUAUUAUCUAGCUACUACGAGUUAUCAGACAGAACACUUGCGAAUUUUAAAAGACACCAGCGAAGCACCCGUCCACCUUCCUCUUGCCGCCUCUCGUGUGAAACAAUACUUGGUACUGAGCGUGCACAGGUGGAGGCUGGUGGGCAGAAGCGGAUGCGCAGAAGAGACGUAGAAAACGGUCACCUCAGCAAGCGGCGACUCGGCGAAGAGCCGUAGCGUCUGGCGGCGACAAAGCGCCAAGGCGGGGAAGGCUCGGAGCUAACAGGACGCCAACGCAGGGACUGCAGACGCCCCCGCGCGUCAGGAAUGGACAGGCGCCGCAAACACACGUAGCGCCGUGAGGCGGGACUUCCACCUUGGGCGUCGCAGCAGACGGAAGCCGAGAGGCCCCCUUUCGCGGGGCUGUUACGCACCGACUCAAGAAGGCGGGUGGUGGCGGGGGAACCCCUGGCUGUUCGUCUCGCCUGCGCUGUGCUCUCGCCCUGCUCUCCCGUUAAGAGUGCUUACAUCUGGGCCAGACCUUGGGUGAGAGGAGGACCUGCUCCUUCCCGACGCCGGCCGUUCUCUGGUCCUGCCCUUCUUCCGUGAGGCAAGGUCAGCCGCCGCGAAGUACCGCUCUCGCCCGUGCGGGUGUGCCUUGGAGAACGGCGUGCUCUGAAUUAUUUUCCGUCUUCCCUGGGCGGGAGCUCGGGGAGCUCUGCCCGGGCCCCGGCGCGGGUGCAGGCUGCGGGAGAAUCCCGGCCCCCCGCCCCCGCCUGCCGCGGGGGCCUCAUGGGCGUCCACGGGCUCUGGAAGCUGCUGGAGUGCUCCGGGCGGCGGCUGAGCCCGGAGACGCUGGAAGGGAAGAUCCUCGCCGUGGAUAUCAGUAUUUGGUUAAACCAGGCACUAAGAGGAGUCCGGGAUCGCCAUGGGAACUCAAUAGAAAAUCCCCAUCUUCUCACUUUGUUUCAUCGGCUCUGCAAACUCUUAUUUUUUCGAAUUCGUCCUAUUUUUGUGUUUGAUGGGGAUGCUCCACUAUUGAAGAAACAAACUUUGGCUAAGAGAAGGCACAGAAAGGAUUUGGCAACCACUGAUUCCAGAAAAACUACAGAGAAGCUUUUGAAAACAUUUUUGAAAAGACAAGCUAUCAAAACUGCCUUAAAAAGCAAAAGACAUGAAGCACUGCCCAGUCUUACUCAAGUUCAAAGAGAAGAUGACAUCUAUGUUUUGCCACCUUUACAGAAGGAAGAGAAAAAUAGUUCAGAAGAAGAAGAUGAAAGAGAAUGGCAAGAAAGAAUGAGUCAAAAACAAGCAUUACAGGAAGAGUUCUUUCAUAAUCCUCAUGCCAUAGAUAUUGAGUCUGAAGAUUUCAGCAGCCUGCCUCUUGAAAUAAAGCAUGAAAUCUUGACUGAUAUGAAAGAAUUUACCAAGCGAAGACGAACCUUAUUUGAAGCAAUGCCAGAGGAGUCUAAUGACUUUUCACAGUAUCAGCUCAAAGGCUUGCUUAAAAAAAACUACCUAAACCAACACAUAGAAAAUGUCCAAAAGGAAAUGAAUCAGCAACAGUCAGGACAAAUCCAAAGGCAAUAUGAAGAUGAAGGGGGCUUUUUGAAGGAGGUAGAGUCAAGGAGAGUGGUCUCUGAAGAUACUUCACAUUACAUCUUAAUAAGAGGUAUUCAAGCUAAGAAAGUUGCAGAGGUGGGUUCAGAGGCUCUUCCUUCUUCCAGCGAAAUGCACAGCAGGUCUUUUGACAUGAAGUCAUCUCCAUGUGAGAAACUGAAGCCAGAGGAAGAGCCUGCUGCUACCCCUCCUUCUCCAAGAACUUUCCUGGACAUGCAGACUGCCAUGCUGGGAAGCAGCUCAGAAGAGGAGUGGGAGAGUGAGACUCAAAAGCAGUCUGAUGUGAAGAAUGCACCUGUAUCACCACUUACUCUCUUAGCCAUUCAGAAGGUCCUUGAUGAUGAUGAAGACAUGGAAGCACAUGCUGGAAAUGACGUGCAGGCAGGAGGGUCAGGAGUGAAAACACUGCUUGAGAACAGUUGCCAUGAAGAAGUUGUUGGGGGCCUAAAAGAGGGAGAUGGAGAAGGAAUGCUGUUGCCCUCAGGACCCCAUCUAACUUGUGUGAACUCUGCACAUGAAACCAGCCCUGACAGUGACAGGAGGCUGGCAGACUCAGCUCAUUUGUCCCGUCCCAUCUUCUGUCCAGGCAGUGAAUCUAGUGUUUUAAAAGAAGAAAUGUCACUUAUGCACGUGGUGAGUGAAACCUUUCAGACAAGCGAUGAGUCUACAGUUAAGGGUAGAAAAGACCAAGUUCCUUCAGAAAGCACAGUGGUGAUGCACAGCGAUGCACCUAGACUCCAGGGUGGGAGACAACUGACACCAGUACCUUUGAUGAGUUCAAGUUCUGUAUCAAGAAAUGAAACAUACACCAAAGAACCUGGACUACAACAAGACCUUUGUCCAUCAGGCCCCAAAUACGACUCCUCUGUUCUUUCAAGUGAUGAUGAAGCAGAAGGUGAAAAAAAUCCCAUUUCUGAAAUCAUUGACACUGUCAGUUUGCAAAGAACAAGUAAUACACAAAGUGUCCCUUCAGAGGCAAUAAGUAACUUGGAAAAUGCAGUAUCCUUUAAUUCUAAAGAGCAUGAGAAUUUCCUGAAAACCAUCCAAGAACAUGAGACAGUGGAAUCUGCAGACCAGGACUUAAUUUCAGUUCCAAAGUCCAUGGAGCCAAUGGAAAUGGACUCUGAAGAAAGUGAAUCUGAUGGAAGUUUCAUCGAAGUACAGAGUAUAAUUAGUAAUGAUGAACUUCAGGCUGAGUUACAUGAAGCUUCUAAAUCUCCCUCCAGACAAGAUGAAGAAGAACUGAUAGGAACUAAGAAGGAAGAAGCCACUUGUGACUCUGAGGGCCUCCUAAGAUACAACUCUGGAAGUGAGGCUUUGGACACUGAGCCACAUGAAGAAGCUGAAAAAGAUGCAGACAGUUCACUCAAUGAAUGGCAAGAUAUUAAUUUGGAGGAACUGGAAACUCUGGAGAGCAGCCUGUUAGCACAGCAGAAUUCAUUGAAAGCACAAAAACAGCAGCAAGAACGGAUUGCUGCUACCGUGACAGGGCAGAUGUUCCUGGAAAGCCAGGAACUUCUUCGCCUGUUUGGCAUUCCCUACAUCGAGGCUCCCAUGGAAGCAGAGGCACAGUGCGCCAUCCUAGAUCUGACCGAUCAGACUUCUGGAACAAUCACUGAUGAUAGUGAUAUUUGGCUCUUCGGAGCACGGCAUGUCUAUAAAAACUUUUUUAAUAAAAACAAGUUUGUAGAGUAUUACCAGUAUGUGGACUUUCACAACCAACUUGGAUUAGACCGGAACAAAUUAAUAAAUUUGGCCUAUUUGCUUGGAAGUGAUUAUACAGAAGGAAUACCAACUGUAGGUUGUGUUACAGCCAUGGAAAUUCUCAAUGAAUUCCCUGGACAUGGCCUGGAGCCUCUCCUAAAAUUCUCAGAGUGGUGGCAUGAAGCUCAAAAAAGUAAGAAGAUAAGACCCAACCCAUAUGACACCAAAGUGAAAAAAAAAUUGCGCAAGCUGCAGCUCACACCUGGCUUUCCCAACCCAGCCGUUGCAGAUGCUUACCUCAAACCUGUGGUGGAUGAGUCCAGGGGGUCGUUUCUGUGGGGGACGCCGGAUCUGGACAAAAUUAGAGAAUUUUGUCAGCGUUAUUUUGGGUGGAACAGGACGAAGACAGACGAGUCUCUGUUUCCAGUAUUAAAGCAACUGAACGCCCAGCAGACGCAGCUCCGAAUUGAUUCUUUCUUUAGAUUAGCUCAACAGGAGAGACAAGAUGCUAAGGGUAUUAGGAGCCAGAGACUGAACAGAGCUGUGACUUGUAUGCUGAGAAAAGAGAGAGAAGCCACAGCCAGCGAAAUAGAAGCAGUGUCCGUUGCCAUGGAAAACGACUUUGAGUUCCCUGAUAAGGCAGAAGGAAACACCCAGAAGAGAAGCCUAGCAAAUAAAUGGAAAGAGUCAUCAAGCCUGAAAAGAAAGAGGCUUUCUGACUCUAAGCGAGAGAGUCAAUGUGGCGGGUUUUUGGGGGGGGCCUGCCUCUCGCCGCCGUCAUCUGGGACCUCUUCAGGUGAGGACGCUGUGUGUGUGUCUUCAGUGACCGUGCAGCAGGAGAGAGCAGCCCCGGAGUCACCUGGCCGCCGCCCGGGUUUGCUGAGCCCGGGUUUGCAGAGCGCAGCGACCCCAGCUCCCGCCAGCGACCAGGGCGUGACCAGCAGCAGCUCUAGUGAUGAUGACAGACAGGGCCCCGUGCCAGUGCUGGUGACCGCCAGAUCUGUGUUUGGGAGGAGAAGGGGGAAACGGAGAGGUACAAGAGGAAGGAAGAGAACAACCUAAUUAAUUUAAGCCCAUUUGUUCUCCCUCAUCGGGCACAACUUAACAUUUUGUAAUGAAUUUGUUGUGAGGAAAUAACACAAUUAAAAGUAUGCGCACAA